AUGGCUGCAACUUCAACAGCAUCACAUCUUCUCUUUUCAAGUUCCCAGUCCAUUAUCUCUCGUUUCUCCCCCUUCCAGCUAUGCGGUUUGGAUGCCAAGACCCUCAAUGGUGGCGCAAGGAAGAGGACGAGAGUGGCAAGUGGUGGAGGAGUCCGGUGCAUGGCGGUGACCACGGAGGCGGAGACGAAGAAGAAAAGUGGUUAUCAGAUUGAGACAUUGACUAACUGGCUGUUGAUGCAAGAACAGGCUGGUACUAUUGAUGCUGAACUCACUAUAGUACUCUCGAGUAUUUCAAUGGCGUGUAAGCAGAUUGCUUCUCUAGUUCAAAGGGCUAGCAUUUCUAACCUCACAGGGAUUCAGGGUGCUGUUAAUGUUCAAGGAGAGGAUCAGAAAAAGCUUGAUGUCAUCUCUAACGAGGUGUUCUCUAAUUGCUUGAGGUCAAGUGGAAGGACAGGAAUCAUAGCAUCUGAGGAAGAAGAUGUGCCGGUGGCUGUGGAGGAGAGUUAUUCAGGAAACUACAUUGUCGUUUUUGACCCUCUUGAUGGAUCAUCCAACAUUGAUGCUGCUGUAUCCACUGGCUCUAUUUUCGGAAUUUACAGCCCAAAUGAUGAGUGCCUAGCAGACGUUGACGGUGUUGCCACGCUUGGCAAUGUGGAACAGAGGUGUGUUGUGAAUGUGUGUCAACCUGGAGAUAAUCUUCUUGCAGCAGGCUAUUGCAUGUACUCUAGCUCUGUGAUUUUCGUGAUCACCUUAGGAAAAGGUGUAUUUGCAUUCACAUUGGACCCCAUGUUUGGGGAAUUUGUGCUUACUCAAGAAAAAAUUCAGAUACCAAAGGCUGGAAAGAUUUAUUCUUUUAAUGAAGGCAAUUACCAGUUGUGGGAUGAUAAAUUGAAGUACAUUGAUGAUCUUAAGGAUCCAGGCCCGAGUGGUAAACCUUACUCUGCUCGAUACAUUGGUAGUUUGGUUGGCGAUUUUCAUAGGACUUUGUUAGAUGGUGGGAUUUAUGGGUAUCCUAGUGACAAAAAGAGCAAAAAUGGGAAGCUGAGGCUCUUGUACGAAUGUGCACCAAUGAGCUUCAUCGUUGAACAAGCUGGUGGUAAAGGAUCGGAUGGGCAUAACAGAGUCCUUGAUAUUCAACCAACUGAGAUACAUCAGCGAGUGCCCUUUUACAUUGGAAGUACUGAAGAGGUGGAGAAAUUGGAGAAAUAUUUGGCUUAA
Messenger RNA from Fraxinus pennsylvanica, 1218 nucleotides. The record is from the annotation of a GenBank genome assembly. NCBI's taxonomy places the organism in Eukaryota, Viridiplantae, Streptophyta, Magnoliopsida, Lamiales, Oleaceae.